Messenger RNA from Micromonas commoda, 1293 nucleotides. RefSeq lists its product with no specific name. Bases 1 to 1293 code for a protein of 430 amino acids. The record is from RefSeq and is a predicted model, not a curated record. NCBI's taxonomy places the organism in Eukaryota, Viridiplantae, Chlorophyta, Mamiellophyceae, Mamiellales, Mamiellaceae. The transcript has a single exon.
AUGACGUGUUGUCUGAUGUUAUCCGGUGGCAGUCUGACGCGCGCGGGUGAGAUGAGCGCCCUCACACCGUAUCGCGUCGCGAUCCUUACCGCGUCAACCGCCGAGGGACGAUUCCGCGGACGCCCAAGGCUCUCAAGGUCGCCGACGUCCGGGAACGACGCCGUCGUCUCCCGAGUCGUAUCAUCUUGUCGAUCGGGAACACUCACCAACCGUUGCCGAGCGUCCAGGAGCUCCCGACAGGCUCCCUGGAACGAUGUGCGCGUCGAAUCCGGCUUCGCGUUCCGGCGUCGCGUCGUAGUUCACACCACCGCGGACAGGACCGAGGGCGAGGCGUCGGCGACCCCAGCCGCCGAUGCCGUCCCGGUGAUUCGCUCGGGGAGGUUGAGAGACGUCAUCGUCGACGAAGUCUUGGACGCCAUCGAGGGCACCGACAGCGGACGCAAGAUGUCCCCGGAGCAGAGGGACGCGACGGACGCGAACCUCGCGGAAUUAGAGUCCAUCGGCAAGACCCAGGCUCCGAACUCGCUCGCCGACCCUCUCAUCUUCGGCGACUACGACGUCGCGUACGUGAGCACGGGCGGGAGACAGAUCGGCAACCCCGCCGGCGGCCGGUUCCGGGGCGGGCUCGGCGCGAUGCUCUUCCGCACGAUCGGCCUGGAGCAGAACCUGUACGAGCCCAACGUCGUCGUCAACCGCGUGGCGUUCCUCGUGUUCGGCCUCAUCCCCGGCGAGGUGGUCUUGAACGGGACGUUCGCCGCGCUCACCGCCGAGCUCGCGGAGAAAAACGAAAAGGGCGAGGUGAACCCGUUCGGCAUCGACGACGGACAGACGGUGCGAGCGUUCUUCGACCCGCCGCGGAUAACCCUGGGCGGGUUACCGUCCUUCGGAAUCGGCCCCAAGUCGUCGGUGGUGCUGUCGACCACCUACCUCGAUGAGCGAGUGCGUCUCGGCCGCGGGUCUCGCGGGUCGCUGUUCGUGUUCACGAGAAAAUCCGAGGAACAAGCCGCGAGGGACAGGCGGCGGUGGAGCGUGGGCGGCCUCGGCGUGACGAUGAUGCUGGCGUGCACCGCCGCGCUGUUCGUGUUCGCGGUGAGGCGGUUCCGGAGCGGUGGGGUCACGGAGCUCAGCGUGGCGACGGCGGUGGCUGUCGCGGUGUCGUUCGCGAUGGCGCUCGUGAUGCGGCAGGGCGGGAUCAUCGCCGAGGACGCGGACUACGACGAGGCGUACGAGAAGACGGUGGAGGCGAACAAGGCGGUGACUAAGGCUGCGCGGGAAGGCGAGGGUGAGCAGUGA